This is a messenger RNA of Mastomys coucha (southern multimammate mouse), 2576 nucleotides long. RefSeq names its product lymphoid restricted membrane protein (gene Irag2). The coding region runs from base 490 to 2022 and encodes 510 amino acids. NCBI's taxonomy places the organism in Eukaryota, Metazoa, Chordata, Mammalia, Rodentia, Muridae. Gene Ontology annotation, cellular component: endoplasmic reticulum membrane. The transcript has 21 exons. The record is from RefSeq and is a predicted model, not a curated record.
CAGCCUGCUGGCGAAAGAGGGGAGUGCUUCUCAGAACUCUCUGGGGUGAAAGGAGUUGGACCUGCUGUCCCCGUGCAAACAGAAUUGCAGAAGUUGAGCCGACGCUUAUCACUUCCCUGAGAAGAAAAGCACAUUUCCAGUUUCCUGGGCCUAAGAGCAAGCACCCAGCGCCCUUAGCCGCUCAAACCCAGGCUGACCUGUGCAUAUGGGACAGGGGAUCAGGAUGGGGUCUGUGCACGAGGCAAGUCUCUGCUAAAGAACUAGAGGAAGCAAUCCCAGAAGAACACGGUGCCCAGCACUGCCCAGACUCGGGAGCGGAAGACCAGGGGCGUUCAGUGCUUUUCUGACGAGUCUCCUUGCUAUGAUCCCCUGUCCUGCACAGAGAGACACCGACUUCUACAGGAGAAAUUGAUGCCCUGUGUCUUGAAGGCCUCACAGCAAUUCCAAGGCUAGAACCGACGCCUGUCUCAUGUGCCAGAAAUCCAGCCCAUGCUCUGUGUGAAACGCCCUGCAGAGCAAGAAGCACACGAUGGGGCUUUGGACGUGACAAGAGGGUCCCAGUGCCCCCUCCCCACAGAAGGCUCCACCUUGGGACUGGAGCUUCUAGGCUGUAACAGAAUGGACGAGGACCAGAGGACAGAGGAGAAUGGUGCUGGCCAGUCGUGCUCCGAGAGCCCGUCACAGCGCAGGGAGUAUCUCACACAGCCAUUGUCUGAACACACUUCAUCUUCCGAGAGCACUGUGACAUCAAGUGAUUCUGGAUCAGACAUUUUGCAAAUGGCGUCUGGUGACCUUGACUGCAAACUUCUCUGUGAGAAGGAGGAGGAAGCAAGAUCAGCCUCUGCCAUGCCAGGUGCCAGCCCCCCUCUGGAGAAUGCUGCCUCUGGAGACUCCUCGAGUGUGGGUGUGGCCAAGGCUGCAUCCCAGCUGGAAACAGGAGAGGAACUCAGAACCACGGAAGACAGAAGGAAGGUCAGUGCUUCAAGAGAAACUGAGGUCUCCACGCCCCCCAAAGCGGCUGUGAAGCUUGUUAACUUUCAGCAGAGCGAAAACACUUCAGCGAGUGAGAAGGAAGUGGAGGCAGAAUUCCUCAGGUUAUCUUUGGGACUUAAAUGUGACUGGUUUACAUUGGAGAAGAGGGUGAAGCUUGAAGAGAGGUCCCGGGACCUGGCAGAGGAAAACUUGAAGAAAGAAAUCACAAAUUGUUUAAAGCUUUUAGAGUCACUGAUGCCCCUGUGCGAAGAGGACACCCAGGCACAGGAAAUCAUUAAGAAGCUGGAGAAGAGUAUAAUGCUUCUCAGCCAGUGCACAACCCGUGUGGCCAGCAGGGCUGAGAUGCUGGGAGCCAUCAACCAGGAAAGCCGGGUGAGCAGAGCGGUGGAGGUGAUGAUCCAGCAUGUAGAGAACCUGAAGAGGAUGUAUGCCAAGGAGCACGCGGAGCUGGAGGAGCUGAAGCAAGCACUGCUGCAGAACGACAGGUCUUUUAACUCUCUGCCAGAUGAAGAUGACUGUCAGAUUAAAAAGCGUUCAUCUUCUCUAAAUUCCAAGCCAUCUUCUCUUCGAAGAGUGACCAUUGCCUCUUUGCCCAGGAAUCUCGGAAAUGUGGGGCUGGUGUCAGGCGUGGAAAAUCAUGACAGAUUCAGUCGGCGGUCGAGCAGCUGGAGAAUCCUGGGGACGAAGCAGGGUGAGCACCGCCCCUCGCUGCACCGCUUCAUCAGCACCUAUUCCUGGGCGGACGCUGAGGACGAGAGGUGUGACGUGAAAACCACUGAUGCCCCGGAACCACCAGAAGAAGAGACAGUAGAGAAGACCAGAAAGCCCAGCCUUUCUGAAAGGAGAAGCAGCGCGUUGGCCUGGGACAGCGGCACAAUCUGCAGCUCAGUGGCUUCCUGGUUCACUCACCUGCAGGCAUCCUUCAGAAGGGCCAACAGAGCGCUCUGGCUCGCCGGGCUCUUCAUCAUACUGUUCGCAGCGCUGAUGAGCGUCCUCACAGGUGUUCCCUCACCUGGAAAGAGACCGUGAAUCCUGGGAGUGCCAAGGCAUGCACAAGGAAGGAGCUGCUCGGUACCCAAACCACCCAGCUUGCAGACUAAGUCUCUCAUGAGGUUGAGCAGGCUGGCUCAGCCUCCCCAGUGCUGGGAGGAAAGGAGCGUGUCGGCAAACAUAGCGAAGAGCACUCCUCCUGCCGUGGUUCUGAACUGCUGUAAACCAUGAAGCAUCUCAGUACUUCAGUACUUCUGGAGCAAGCACUGUGGGACCCAGGGGUGCUGAUGCUGUGCCCAGGCACUGCCCUGGGAGCUGAGGGAGCAGUGGGUACCUAUCCAGAGACACGGGUUGAUCAGUGAGACCCAGCUCUCAAGGAGGCUGUGCUUAGGUAGGGAGCAACAAGUGGUGGCUGCUUUUGCCUCAGCUGAGCCUUGGGGGUGGAGCUCCGGGUGGAGCACUUGGCAUGCACGUAUGAGGCCCCGGCUUCCCACUUAGCUCAGAGAGAAACUCAGUCAGCCUUGAGCUUGAAAACAGUGUCUUUCCUACUCAUAAACAGUAAUGUGUCAGAAGUUAUGCCAAAUGCCUGGCCU